This is a messenger RNA of Myotis myotis, 2183 nucleotides long. RefSeq names its product paired like homeodomain 1 (gene PITX1). Lineage: Eukaryota; Metazoa; Chordata; Mammalia; Chiroptera; Vespertilionidae. Gene Ontology annotation, biological process: regulation of transcription by RNA polymerase II; anatomical structure morphogenesis. The record is from RefSeq and is a predicted model, not a curated record. Gene Ontology annotation, molecular function: DNA-binding transcription factor activity, RNA polymerase II-specific; RNA polymerase II cis-regulatory region sequence-specific DNA binding. Gene Ontology annotation, cellular component: nucleus.
UGGCGCAGGGACUGCUGGAACCUGGAGGUGCGCACUGUCGCUUUAAGACAGAUUCUGCCGGCGCCGUCCGGAGCCUUAGAAACCGGCCCGGGAUCGGGAGCCCUAGCCGGGGCCGGGCGGGCGGCUGAGGCCCGAGCGGCGGGAGCGGAGCGCGAAGCCGGGCGCCCGGUCGCGAGAAACCGCUGCUGCUGCCGCCCGCCUGGCCCCGCAGCCCCAGGCGGUCCAUGGGGCAGGCGCGGCAACCUUGCGGGCGCGGGCAGCCCCGGGGGGCGGCCGCUUAGGCACUGCGCUCUUGUCCCCGCAGAUCGCAGCCAGGGCGGCCCGGCGCGCCCUGCCCCGCCCCCGGAGCGCCCGCCACGGUCCCCGCCUCCAUGGAUGCUUUCAAGGAGGGCAUGAGCCUGGAGCGGCUCCGGCCGCCGGCCACGCAGCCACCGGCGCAUGACAUGGGGCCCGCCUUCCACUUAGCCCGCGCCGCGGACCCCCGGGAGCCGCUCGAGAACUCCGCCAGCGAGUCGUCCGACACGGAGCUGCCAGAGAAGGAGCGCGGCGGGGAGCCCAAGGGGCCUGAGGACAGCGGUGCUGGCGGCGCGGGCUGCGGAGGCGCGGAGGACCCCGCCAAGAAAAAGAAGCAGCGGCGGCAGCGCACGCACUUCACCAGCCAGCAGCUGCAGGAGCUGGAGGCCACGUUCCAGAGGAACCGCUACCCCGACAUGAGCAUGCGGGAGGAGAUCGCCGUGUGGACCAACCUCACGGAGCCGCGCGUGAGGGUCUGGUUCAAGAAUCGGCGAGCCAAGUGGCGGAAGCGCGAGCGUAACCAGCAGCUGGACCUGUGCAAGGGCGGCUACGUGCCGCAGUUCAGCGGCUUGGUGCAGCCCUACGUGGACGUGUAUGCUGCCGGCUACUCCUAUAACAACUGGGCUGCCGGCUACUCCUAUAACGGCUACUCCUAUAACUGGCGGCUACUCCAUAACAACUGGGCGCCGCUCUCCACCAAGAGCUUCACCUUCUUCAACUCCAUGAGCCCGCUGUCGUCGCAGUGCAUGUUCUCGGCACCCAGCUCCAUCUCCUCCAUGACCAUGCCGUUGAGCAUGGGCCCCGGCCCCGUGCCUGGCAGGCCGAACUCGGGUCUCAACAACAUCAACAACCUCACUGGCUCCUGGCUUAACUAGGCCAUGUCCCCGGGCGCCUGUCCUUACGGCACACCCGCCUCGCCCUACAGUGUCUACCGUGACACGUGCAGCUGGAGCCUAGCCAGCCUGCGGCUCAAGUCCAAGUAGCACUCCUCAUUCCGCUACUGUGGCCUGCAGGGCCCGGCCUCCGGCCUCAACGCCUGCCAGUACAACAGCUGACCGCCCGGCCGGCCACGAGGGCCGCGCGGUGCGGGGGGCGGAGGACGCACGCGGGGCCUCGCUCUGCGCGCCCGCCGUGUGCCCGCGCGGCCCCUCCUCCCCCGCCCCCCUCCGGGUUGGUUUUGUGUUUGCUUUUCCGGACCCCACUCUGCCCUCCAAAACCAGACAAAACAAAAAGACGUCGGAGCGAAGUGCCGCGAAAAAACGGAUGAGUUGCAAUUUCCCUCGGGAUGGCGCAGGUGGCGUCUGUGCGCUUUCUCGGGCCUCGGCAGGUGGCCAGGCCCAGUGACACCAAGAGGAUGCCCUUGUUGCCCAUGUUCCCGCCGCCCUGACCCGGACUGUGCCCGCGCCUGUGAACUGGACGCGCUGGAGCCUGGCCUAGGCCCCUACGAACAAAGACGCCCCCUCCGAGCUGGGCCCGGCCGAGCGAACCUCAGCUAGAUCCGCAUCCGAGUUGGAGUGAGCAUUGGGCUGGAAAUGAAGGUGUCUAGCCCAGGACCAAGGACUCGCUGAGGAGCUGCAUGUGGCCCUGGCGCGCCCCCAGGAGCCCUCGCUUGCCUGGCGCCUGGGAAAACUAUUUAAAGGCUACGGAGCCGCAGAUGCGGCGAGAGGAUGGGGUGAGCUCGUCUCUGAGCACCCCAGCUUCCCCGCAGGCCCAGGUCCUCUGCUCCUCUCCAGGCUAGAAGUUGGCCCCCUGGUCCAGGCUCAGAGCUGCGGUGCAAGAAGAGUGGAGCCAAGCUGGGGAGCUCCGGCCAUGGCCACGGCCUCUCGCUGAGCCCACUUUGCACACCCAGCUCUCCUGCCCACGCCCCUGUUUACAGUGUCCUUGUGUAU